AGCCAUUUUAACGUCCCGUCCUGCAUCCUUGCAAAGACAGACCUGCUCCUGCAUAGUUCAGUCAGACACUGAUAGCAGUUCAAACUGCUCCGUAAGGUUGUGAUCGUCGUCUGAGAGGCUGCUCCAUGAGUAAUGAUGCUGGCACAGCGCCCACUGCAGUCUGCACACCACACUCCUGAAAUCACGCCUCACUGGCUUCACGUCUAAUUGGUUCCACACGAGCUACAGUGGAGGGCUCACCUGUUUUAAUUGGACUAUCGCGACAAGUUGCGAAUUGUCUUAGGGAAACCUGAGGAUAUCCGAGGAGCGUAAUUGGGCAAAGACAAGGACUGCAGCAGUCGCGCGACCUAGGGACGCGCUGCUCACCAGGCCGACAAGACAAGUGAGGCAGCCUGCAGCGGAGUAGCGAGCUCCUGGAUGCAGGACAGAGGACUCUGAGCGCUUAGACAUGGACCAACGGUAACAGCCUAACAAACCAAAUGAUUUGGGUGCGUCUGCUUCAUCUUUGAGCUCCGUGUUGAACAGGAGAGCAGGAACAUUGACUCUUACGCGUGGGUAAAAACUCUCUGGAAACGGCUGCUUUUCCUCUCUAGAAGGCAGUGCUGGACGCGGGAGCUGCUCCAUCGUUAUUCUUGGUAUCGACUGGCGUACUGAGAUCAUCAGCAUUGAAGCCUUUUUUUGCACGAGUGGUCAGUGCGCCCCUGCGAUUGGAGCCAUGGGUUGUACGGUGAGCGCCGAGGAUAAGGCUGCUGCUGAGAGGUCAAAGAUGAUUGACAAAAACCUCCGAGAGGACGGAGAGAAGGCAGCCAGAGAAGUGAAACUGCUUUUAUUAGGUGCCGGGGAGUCUGGGAAGAGCACCAUUGUAAAGCAGAUGAAGAUCAUCCAUGAAGAUGGCUACUCAGAAGAUGAGUGUAAGCAGUACCGAGCAGUGGUUUAUAGUAAUACCAUCCAGUCUAUUAUGGCCAUUGUUAAAGCCAUGGCCAGUCUCAAGAUAGACUACAGCAACCCUUCCAGAGUGGACGAUGCCCAGCAGCUCUUUGCCCUGUCUGCAGCUGCUGAAGAACAGGGCAUCCUUCCUGACGAUCUGGCCAACGUGAUCCGGCGAUUGUGGAGUGACAGCGGCAUACAGAAUUGCUUUACAAGGUCGCGAGAGUACCAACUCAACGACUCUGCAGCAUAUUACCUAAAUGAAAUGGAGAGGAUAGCUAAAGCAGAUUACAUCCCCACCCAGCAGGAUGUGCUGCGAACUCGGGUCAAGACCACUGGCAUUGUGGAGACUCACUUCACUUUCAAGGAACUGCACUUCAAAAUGUUUGAUGUGGGAGGCCAACGCUCAGAGCGAAAGAAGUGGAUCCACUGUUUUGAAGGAGUCACAGCCAUUAUUUUUUGUGUUGCACUGAGUGCUUAUGACCUGGUGUUGGCUGAAGAUGAGGAGAUGAACCGAAUGCACGAGAGCAUGAAGCUGUUUGAUUCCAUCUGCAACAACAAGUGGUUCACCGAGACCUCCAUCAUCCUCUUCCUCAACAAGAAGGAUCUGUUUGAGGAGAAGAUUACUCGCAGCCCUCUCACCAUCUGCUACCCAGAAUACACAGGAGCGAGCAAGUUUGAUGAAGCAGCCAGUUACAUUCAGACCAAGUUUGAGGACCUGAACAAGAAAAGGGACACAAAGGAGAUCUACACCCACUUCACCUGUGCCACUGACACCAAGAACGUGCAGUUUGUCUUUGACGCUGUCACCGACGUCAUUAUUAAGAACAACCUGAAAGACUGUGGUCUUUUCUAAAGGAAAAAUGCCCGAUGCACACAGACUUCAUGAGAGACUGCAACAGCCAUGUGAUGAUUACUGCUUUUCAUAAUGAAAACCAUAACAGACUUGAUUCCUAGAGGGGAAACCUUAAAGAUCUUCAACAAUCACUGAUUUACAACCAUCACAUUCUCUGUCAAUUGUGUUAUUUUUUUAUUUAUAUAUAUAUAAUAUAAUUCUAACUGCGCUUGAUCAGUGGUUCUCAUACUAUUCAUACUGAGCACCUGUAAAAAGAUAUUUGACCAAGGACCCCCUUCUUGCAUGAGAAUCACUAACAAUCAAGGGCACUCACCUGAGAAGUGCUAAAUAAUUUUAAUUAUAUUAGCUGAUAGAAAUCUAUAAAAAUAACCCAUUAUCAUCAUGCCACAAGGCAAAUGAAAAUACAGCAAAAGUAUUAUUUAAUUCUUAAUAGGCGUUCAAGAACCAGUUUGAGAACCACUUGUUUAAACAAUAGUUGUUUGAUUUGGUCACAUUUUUUGUAUUCAGAUCUCUUGGCAUUUUAUGAACCUUUUGACUGCACAGAGCUUAUUUUUAAAAGAAAACAAACAAGCAUAGAGAAUGAAAAUGGAUGAAGGGAAAAUGUUUUUUGUACAAUGUUUACACAGAAUCAAUAUUCACAGUUGUACUAUAGUGCAUUGUUCUGCAUGACUGUCUAUAGAUUAGCUUGUAUCUCCCACAAACUGAAUAACAUUUAAAGAAACAAAACAGAAAUGGUUAUGUGUCACUUUUAAGAUAUCUACAAGAUUUUUAAGUGGUUAUGUCUGUUCCUAACAUGGAUUGUUCUGUGCUAUUUGUUUCAUUCCAAGUCUUUUUACAUAUGUUUGUGCCUUGACAUCUGUUUACACUUGUUCUUUAGAGACAUGCUAUCUUCAUAGUGUGAAUUAGGGCUAUUUCUACUCCACUUCAGUUCACAUAACCCAUGAUUUAAGAUGCACCACAACACAGAUACAAAUGGAUAAUAGUUGUUCAUUAAUAUUGAGAUAAAAGUCAUUCACUUGUUAAAUGUAAAUAAAAGUUUGGUCACGUGA
Messenger RNA from Siniperca chuatsi (mandarin fish), 2832 nucleotides. It is a transcript of the gene gnai2b, whose product is annotated as guanine nucleotide binding protein (G protein), alpha inhibiting activity polypeptide 2b. The transcript is spliced from 9 exons. The record is from RefSeq and is a predicted model, not a curated record. Gene Ontology annotation, molecular function: GTPase activity; GTP binding; G-protein beta/gamma-subunit complex binding. Bases 716 to 1783 code for a protein of 355 amino acids. Gene Ontology annotation, cellular component: heterotrimeric G-protein complex. Gene Ontology annotation, biological process: gamma-aminobutyric acid signaling pathway; adenylate cyclase-modulating G protein-coupled receptor signaling pathway. NCBI's taxonomy places the organism in Eukaryota, Metazoa, Chordata, Actinopteri, Centrarchiformes, Sinipercidae.